Suillus clintonianus is the source of this 2151-nucleotide messenger RNA. RefSeq lists its product as uncharacterized. Gene Ontology annotation, biological process: regulation of DNA-templated transcription. The record is from RefSeq and is a predicted model, not a curated record. The coding region runs from base 1 to 2151 and encodes 716 amino acids. Gene Ontology annotation, molecular function: sequence-specific DNA binding; DNA-binding transcription factor activity. Lineage: Eukaryota; Fungi; Basidiomycota; Agaricomycetes; Boletales; Suillaceae. The transcript has 4 exons.
AUGACAGACCAACAAAUGUAUCUGGCCGUAGCUCCCAGAGCCAGCUCGUCCCAUCUGAACAGACCAGCACGUCAGCUCGUGCCCGCCUUUCUCCAGAAGCUAUACGAGAUGGUUAAUGACCCCUCAGACCACGAUCUCAUCCGAUGGUCUGACGCCGGUGACUCCUUCUUCGUUCUAGACCAAGAGCGCUUCGCAAGCGAAGUCCUAGGACGCUGGUUCAAACACAAGAAUUUCUCCUCAUUCGUCCGCCAGCUCAACAUGUACGGCUUCCACAAAAUUCCUCAUCUCCAACAAGGCGUGCUCCGUUCGGAUUCCGAUACCGAAUUCUGGAACUUCGAGCACCCCCAUUUCCUCCGUGGCCAACCGGAUAUGCUCUGCCUUAUCCAGCGCAAAAAGCAGACUGCAACAUCGGCUUCUGACAUUGCUGCUGCUGUUGCUGAAGUUCCCAAUAGAGAUAUGAGCGCGGCUGCGCCCGCAGGCGCCUUGACCCCUGGCCAGUUGAUGGAUAUGAAUUCGAUUGUGAAUGGUAUUCAAGCCAUAAAAAGACACCAAGCUGCCAUUUCUGCUGACCUCAAUGACCUCAAGUCCUCCAACCAACAUCUCUGGCAGGAAGCUAUCGCUGCCCGUGAGAGGCACAAGAAACACCAGGACACCAUUAACCGUAUCCUCAAAUUCCUUGCGGGUGUAUUCGGUCAUGCAGACAAUCCAAUACGCAAGGAUGAUAUAGGUGGUGGUGGUGGGGUUGUCGGUGGCAACGAGGGGGGUGAGAUCGUAGCGAGGAAACCACAGCGGCUGAUGAUUGGCGAUGGACGCAGUGGCGUAGGGAGUGGUGCGAAGAAGGGCAUGGACGUGACUGAGAUCAUAGAGGACCAACCGAGGACCAGCAUAGAUAGUGCAAAGUCGUCUGAAAUGGAUUUUUUCGCAUCUCUAGACACACCUUCUGCUCUCCCAUCUGAAUAUGGCCCUUCGUGCAAUACCUCACCCCGAUUUGCGUCCAUUGAACCCUCUCUCCAUGAUGCCCCAACUCCCUCAGCAGAUGCAAAUACCACUCCACACCCCCACACCGCCCCCGUUAACAGCCCCCCUACGGCCAACGCCAUCAACCCAAAUCCAUCAAAUAUAAAUACCGCCUCACCCACCUCGCCAAAUUCCUCAUUCCCUCGCCCAGCCCCACUCCACCACUCAGUCUCUGCGCCCGCCUACACCUCCCUAACCACGACAUCCCCUCCUCCUUCCCCGCAGAAUGACGCUCUCAUCCACGCUGCACUGUCCCAGGUGCUCUCGUCUCCUGUGCAAAUGCAGAAGCUGAUAGCGGCUCUUGGUGGGGGUGGGUUCUCGUUUCCGGGAGACGGUCAUACGCAAGGAAUCCUACCACAGUCUAUCAUGCAGCAGCCUUUCCCCAGCCAGUCCCAGCCCCAGCCCCAACCCCAGCCCCAACCGCAAUCACAACCUCAACCACAGUUGCCGCAACACACAAACGUCAACCCAGCGCAAUUGAUGCCCUACGACCCUGCCGCGUAUCAGGCUGAUUACUCUGGUUCAUACUCCCUCCUCCCGCAGAGUGGUGCUGGCGACCUAGCGCCCUUCGCAGAACACGACGAUCACCUGCAGAAGACCUACUCCUCAGCACACGAGAUCAACACAGAUGUCGACUCGCUAGAGACGAAUAUCCAUUCCCUUAUUCAGAGCCUUGGCUUUGAUCCGACGACAUUCGACGCUACGGACGCUGCGCACCAGCACCUCGACGACCCCUUUGGGGUAGGCUCGGGGCAGGAUUCUUUCGACAUUGGGUCAUAUCUGAACGGGAUGGAUUUGGCGUCUGGUUCAGCUGGUCAUACGGGCCAGGGUGAGGAAGACCCAGAUAUAGAGAGCCUAAGACUGGCAGACAAGCUGGACUCAUCGACUGCGCGUGGAGCAGGCGUGGACAAAAAAGUGCCGAGUGAACAAGUGCAUGCAUUCCUCGACGGGGUUGCUUCGCAGGAUGGCGGUGUGGACAUGGCUACUUCUUUGAUGCAAACAAAUCAAAAUGCGAACGUUACACGGGGCCGCAAGCGUAAAUCAGACGUAGCGGAUGUUGGGUUACUCUCGGGUGCGACAGAAUCGACAUCAUCAUCAGUGGGAACAGGUGGUAGGACUAAGAGGAAAAGAUGA